Messenger RNA from Pogoniulus pusillus (Red-fronted tinkerbird), 2672 nucleotides. RefSeq names its product solute carrier family 41 member 1 (gene SLC41A1). The record is from RefSeq and is a predicted model, not a curated record. Gene Ontology annotation, biological process: monoatomic cation transport. Lineage: Eukaryota; Metazoa; Chordata; Aves; Piciformes; Lybiidae. Gene Ontology annotation, molecular function: monoatomic cation transmembrane transporter activity. Bases 949 to 2496 code for a protein of 515 amino acids. Gene Ontology annotation, cellular component: plasma membrane. The transcript is spliced from 11 exons.
GCGGCGCGGGGCGGCCCGCGGCGGGGCCGGCGGCGAGCGGAGCGGAACGGAGCGGAACGGAGCGGCAGGCUCCGCGCUGCCCGGCGGUGCGCUGCCCGCUUUUGAGGUGCCCAGCGGUGCGGUGCCCAGCGGUGAAAGAGGAGAUCUCAGAGAGCGACCAAAUGCCAGCUCCCACCCUCCAGCCUGCUCAGCUCACUACGAAACCCUAACCAGGAGCCUGCUGUUGCUUUAAAUAAAGCCUCUGGCUGCCUUGUGCUGUAAGGUGAGAAAUCCUUCUGCAAGAGGAGGAGGGCAGGGACACUUGGAACUCGCUGGUGCUGCUGCUGACUGCUUUGGCAGAGAGCACAAACCAGGCUGAAACUGAGCAAAAGCCUCCAGGAGCCUUCAGACUCCAAUUCCACAGAGGGAUGGUGGCAAAGCCCUGGUAGUAAGGAGAGCCUUUCUGGACUGCAGCAUCUCCCAGAGCCAACACCUCUUGUAUCUACUCUCUGUUUCCUCAUCUCUUUAACCUCCUGUGUUGUUCACUUCAUCUGGUUUUCUCUCUGCCUUGUGUGUCCCCUGACAGCAGUGGUGCUGCUGGAAGAAGACCUGGAGAGGCAUGCACUGAAGUGUCACACAUCAAAGACAAGAGGCUUGGAUCCUGUCGCAGUUCUGCUGCACUGCACGGAGCCAGAGAGGAAAACCAGAGGGAAUCUGCUGUAGUCCCCAGUUCCUGCAGUGUUCCCUGCUGGCUCAGUGGUUGGUGUCCUCCAUUCCUGGACGUUGCUUGAUGGGGAUCUCUGCUGCAGGAGCAGUCUCUGCACUCAAAGGCAGGCGAGCAGGGCUGAGAGAGGUUGGCUCUAGAUGCUGGAAAGGCCAUUUGUAUAAGCUCCUGGAAGAAGAUCUCUUCUGGAACAGCUGCUGGCUGUAGGCCCACCAAGCCAAGGGUGAGGGUAGCCUCUCUGCAGCAUGUCUUCCAAGGCAGAGCAAAAGGAGGCUCUCCAGGCCAACGGAGCUGUGCUGCCUGUUGUGCCCACAGACUGUCUCACCGGGCCAGACCGGGGGCAGCUGGUGGAGCCCUCCAAUUUCCUGGCACCUGAUGGUGAUGGGGUGGAAGUGGUGGUGCUGGAGUCCCGUGCCAACGCCAAAGGGGUGCGAGAAGAAGAUGCCCUGCUGGAAAACGGCAGCCAGAGCAAUGAGAGUGAUGACACCAGCACAGAUCGAGGCCCUGAGCCAGCCUCGCCCCUCAAGGAGACCUCCUUUUCCAUUGGACUGCAAGUCCUCUUUCCCUUCCUCCUGGCAGGGUUUGGGACAGUUGCUGCUGGAAUGGUGCUGGACAUUGUGCAGCACUGGGAUGUCUUCAAGUAUGUGACAGAGGUUUUUAUCUUGGUGCCUGCACUGCUGGGCCUGAAGGGGAACCUGGAGAUGACUCUGGCCUCUCGCCUGUCAACAGCUGCUAACAUUGGCCAAAUGGAUACACCCAAAGAGCUCUGGAAGAUGAUAACAGGGAACAUGGCUCUGAUACAGGUUCAGGCUACUGUGGUUGGCUUCCUGGCCUCCAUUGCAGCAGUGGUGUUUGGCUGGAUCCCAGAUGGACACUUCAGCAUUGACCAUGCUGUCCUGCUCUGCGCCAGCAGCGUGGCCACUGCCUUCAUUGCUUCUCUUGUUCUGGGCAUGAUCAUGAUUGGGGUCAUCAUUGGCUCCAGGAGGAUGGGGAUCAACCCUGAUAACGUCGCCACGCCGAUCGCUGCCAGCCUGGGGGAUCUCAUCACCCUGGCCCUGCUUUCAGGCAUCAGCUGGGGCUUGUACAAAGAGCUGGAGAGCAAAGCCUACGUGAAUCCCCUGGUGUGUGCCUUCUUCAUAGCUCUGCUGCCCAUCUGGAUCAUCAUUGCCAAGAGGAAUGCAGCCACUCGGGAGGUGCUCUACUCUGGCUGGGAGCCUGUCAUCAUUGCCAUGGCUAUCAGCAGUGUGGGAGGGUUAAUCCUGGACAGAACAGUCUCAGACCCCAACUUUGCUGGCAUGGCUGUCUUCACCCCGGUGAUCAACGGUGUGGGUGGCAACCUGGUGGCCGUGCAAGCCAGUCGCAUCUCCACUUACCUGCACAUGAGUGGGAUGCCUGGAGAGAGCUCAGAAGCAGCCCCUCGCAAGUGCCCCAGCCCCUGCAGCACUUUCUUCAGCUCAGAUGUGAAUUCCCGUUCUGCUCGUGUGCUCUUUCUCCUGGUGGUGCCUGGACACUUGGUUUUCCUUUACACCAUCAGCUCCAUGCAAGGUGGACACACUACACUCACCCUCAUUUUUAUAGUCUUCUACAUGACAGCUGCUCUGCUCCAGGUGCUCAUUCUUCUUUACAUCGCUGACUGGAUGGUGCACUGGAUGUGGGGCAGGGACCUCGACCCUGACAACUUCUCCAUCCCAUACUUGACAGCUCUGGGAGAUCUGAUUGGAACAGGUCUCCUGGCUCUCAGCUUUCACAUCCUCUGGCUCAUCGGUGACCGGGACUCGGAUGUAGGGGACUAGCUCCCCUUGCUGCCCUCCCUCCACCUCUCACACUUCUCUUCCUCCUCCUCCUCCUCCUCCCUUUAUUUUUGUUGUUUCUUCUCUUCCACCCUCACUCUGCUUCCUCCUCCAACCCUGUCUCUUCUGGAGACUUCACCUUUGAUACUGGAUUCUCAUUAUUUUCAAUGGGAGCUUUA